Messenger RNA from Lotus japonicus, 1579 nucleotides. RefSeq names its product palmitoyl-acyl carrier protein thioesterase, chloroplastic-like. Gene Ontology annotation, molecular function: fatty acyl-[ACP] hydrolase activity; acyl carrier activity. Lineage: Eukaryota; Viridiplantae; Streptophyta; Magnoliopsida; Fabales; Fabaceae. Gene Ontology annotation, biological process: fatty acid biosynthetic process. Bases 57 to 1253 code for a protein of 398 amino acids. The transcript has 6 exons. The record is from RefSeq and is a predicted model, not a curated record.
CUAUCCUCCCACACCAGUGGGAGAGAAAGAAAAGAACCAAAAAAAUAGAAAAAAGAAUGGCUGCUACUUUCACAUUUCCAUCCUCUGCCUUUGUUGUUAGGUGCUGUGCCAUGAGAGAAAACCAUGACCAGCAUAAGCAACAAUUGAACAGCAACAGCAUCAGAGUGAAUGGGAAUAAAGUUGAGACACUUAGCCACAAAGCUGAAUCAUCAGCAGCUACUACCACUACUACUCUUCUCAGUUUUGCUGAGAGUGGCCAACGCCAGAAUAUCCCAACAAAGAAGCAGUUGGUUGAUCCUCAUCGCCAAGGGCUCAUUGCUGAAGGUGGAGUUGUUUACAGACAGACUGUUGUUAUAAGGUCCUAUGAGGUUGGCCCUGAUAAAACUGCAACACUUGAGAGCAUCCUCCAUUUUCUUCAGGAAACAGCAUUAAACCAUGUAUGGAUGUCUGGACUGCUGGGUGAUGGUUUUGGGGCAACACAUGGAAUGAUAAGGAACGAUCUCAUUUGGGUUGUCUCAAGAAUGCAAGUUCUCAUUGAUUACUAUCCCAUCUGGGGAGAGGUGGUUGAAAUUGAAACAUGGGUUGGAGCAUCAGGCAAGAAUGGAAUGCGGCGGGACUGGCUGAUAAGAAGCCAAGCAACAGGCCAAGUUUUUGCACGUGCAACAAGCACAUGGGUGAUGAUGAACCGGAAAACAAGACGCCUCUCCAAACUGCCAGAAGAGGUGAGGGGUGAACUUGCACCUUGGUUUCUAGAGAAGCAAGCAAUAAAAGAGGAUACUCCUGAAAAGAUUGUCAAGUUGGACAAAGAAGCUAAAUACAUGAAUUCUAAUUUGAAGGCCAAGAGAAGUGAUUUGGACAUGAACCAACAUGUUAAUCAUGUGAAGUAUGCAAGAUGGAUGCUGGAGACUAUCCCAGAGCAAAUUCUUGAGAGCCACCAAUUAUCUGGUAUCAUACUAGAGUAUAGAAGGGAGUGCAAAAGCUCAGAUAUAGUUCAAUCACUAUGUGAACCAGAAGAAGAUGAAAUACUUCAUGGUGUGGUGGAACCAGAUUACUACACAAGUCUGCUCAAUGGGUUGUCCUUGGCAUCAUCAGAUAUUAUAAAUGGUGGUGGGGGAGUCCUGACCUGCCUUGAACAGAGGCCAAUAAGGUAUACACACUUGUUACAACUCAAUGGAGACAAUCAAAGAGAUGAAAUUGUCAGAGGAAGGACAAUGUGGAAGAGGAAGUUCACUACAAUUCCAUUUUCCACCUAGCAAUAAGUGUGGAAGUAGUAGCCAUUGGGAACUGGGAAGAAACAAAAGAAUCAGCUUUUACUACUCUGGUGGUGUUCUUACCAAGAAAUUUCUUGGCAUAAACAUAAACGACAUGAAGAAAAAUUACAACCAGGAACAUUUGGAGAUAGAAACCAUACAAGUAAAAAAAGUAGCAAUACCAAUGGAGUGUAACUUACAAAUUGCAAACAUGUUUUUAAUUUUAAUUCAUGAUACUAGUGUGGAGCGCAAUAAUUUGUUUGCGAAAAGAUGCAAUUUUUGUGAGAUUAAAUAUAAUAUAAUUUAUAAUGAAGUUUCAUUCACUUUGA